CUUUGCAUACUAUCUGACCACACAGAGAGGCUGUACAGUGGAGGAGAGCACUGGCCUUCUCUCUUUCAAGCUAUUUUUCUUCAAAUCAUGGGAUUGGAGCAACUUUUCUUUUUUUUUUCCUCUGGAGUUUAUGCUUAGAUUUGAGACAUGACUGUGGAGCUGGCUGAACACGUUUCCUCCCAUCUCCUUAGGUUGUUUCUACAGGAGUAGUGUUAGGUGCGUCUAUGUUUGUCGGUUCAGCAUGAUGCCUCCAUCUGAUAGUUUUGAGUCUGGCAGCUGGAGUGGAUCAUUAUGAGAGGGGGUCACCACCAGCGAGGAUGUGGGUGUCGGCACCUGUUCAGAAAACUGCUCAGUAAAUGUGGCUGCUGCGUUGUCAGAGCAGAGUCGUACACUGUGACAGGCAGAGACGGCAGCAUUCCUCCAUCAGUGGGCUCUGUGCCCCGCCAGGCCUCAGGCAGCUCCAGCCCCUGCUCACACUCCUCAUCUGGAGGAUCACGGCACCCUGUCAGCGCCCUGAAGAAAUGGCUCACCAAUCCUGUCCGUAAGCUGAGCUCUGACGCCAGAGGAGGAGUGGGAAAGAUGGAGAAGCAGAUGUGUAGGUUAGAUGGAAGGCAAGCACCAUUGCUCCUUUCCCACACUCAGACUCAGCUGGGGCCUCUGGAGCCGCACGACAGAGGCACCAUCCUCCCCUGUGGAGACACGGUGUGGAGAGACGGUUUGUUGAGAACAGAAGCUCUGCCUCCUACACAACUGUCCUGUCAGAGCCAUUUAUGUGACCUCUUGCAAAGAAAAGACAUGCAGAGUCAAAGUCAAAAAUCCAGUGACAGCAAUCUCAAAGAAGAAGAAGACGGCUGCACUGUGACUGAUGACUCAGCCAGUCAGUUGUCUGCCACAGUGGACAGCGAGGAGGAGAGAAACAUUGCCUUAGAGAAGAGCUUAUAUGUGCUGACAGAGCUGAUAGAGACAGAAAGGUUGUAUGUGGAAGAUCUUGGACUCAUAGUGCAGGGCUACAUGACCACCAUGGUCAAUCAGGGGGUUCCCGAGGACAUGAAAGGGAGGGACAGGAUUGUAUUUGGGAACAUCCACCAGAUUUUCGACUGGCAUAAGGAUUAUUUCCUGGGAGAGCUGGAGAAAUGUGUGGGUGAUCCAGACAGUCUGGCUCAGCUCUUCAUCAAACAUGAAAGGCGUCUGCACAUGUAUGUGGUCUACUGUCAGAAUAAACCCAAAUCAGAGCACAUUGUGUCUGAGUACAUUGACACCUUCUUUGAGGAGCUCAGACAGCAGCUGGGUCACAGGCUGCAGCUCAACGACUUGCUCAUCAAACCCGUUCAGAGGAUCAUGAAGUAUCAGCUGCUGCUGAAGGACUUCCUGAAGUACUACAGCAAAGCUGGAAGGGAUGUUGAGGAGCUGCAAAGGGCGGUGGAGGUGAUGUGCUUUGUGCCAAAACGUUGUAAUGAUAUGAUGAAUGUGGGCAGACUUCAAGGUUUUGAGGGGAAAAUCACAGCUCAGGGGAAGCUGCUCCAGCAAGAUACCUUCUUGGUCAGUGAGCAGGAAAGCGGCCUCAUGUCCAGGCCAAGGGAGAGGCGGGUCUUCCUGUUUGAGCAGCUGGUCAUCUUCAGUGAGCCAAUUGACAAGAAAAAGGGCUUCUCUUUGCCGGGGUACACUUUUAAAAGCUGUAUCAAGGUCAGCUGUUUGGGCGUGGAGGAUCACUCUGAGGAAGACCCAUGCUGCUUUGCUCUGACGUCCCGUGGGACUAACAGCAGCUUGACACGCUUUAUCAUGCAGGCAUCAUCUCCGGAUAUACAGGAAGCAUGGCUCAGUGACGUGGUCCAGAUCUUAGACUCACAGAGGAACUUCCUCAAUGCCCUUCAGUCUCCGAUUGAGUACCAACGCAAGGAGAGCAAGUCAAACAGCCUGGGCAGGAACAUGAGGUCCCCAACUGGGUCAGCAUCUGGCUUCAGACCUCACUCCUCGGCAUCCAUGGACCGACGUCAGCAGCCCUGCCUGCUCAGCUACAACACCUCGCUGCCCUCUCUGACACACCACAGCCCAGCCUUGGAGGAGAGACACAGCAGAGGGACAUCCAACGGACUGACCUGCAGCCUAUAUAGCAUGCAGGGUGUGACGGCCAGUUUCCAGGUGAGCACAUUAAACGAGGGCGGGAUUUAUUCAGCACGUCAACCAAACAAACGGGAUCAGCAGCAAUGACCUGUGAAGAGAAAUGGACUCUGUUUUUGGCAUUAAGAGUGACUUAUUGGAGUCAUAGACUGAAUACGUCUUCUUCACAUGCAGUCAGUGGUGCUCUGUCAGGAUCUUUGUUUCACUCCUGUUCUGAGGUCACAGAUAUCUCACUGUUUCUGUCUCUGUGUAAUGUCCUACAUUUUCCUUUGAAUACUUCUGUGGUUUAGGCUUACCCAGAUUUGUUCUUGUGUAAUAAUAUCAGUUUGAUUGUGUGCAUGUGUGUGUAAACUCCACAUGCACAUACUUCUACAGACCUUGAUGAGAUUAAAUAAGUGAAAAUAAAGCAUGACAGAAACUCUGCUCCAUGUUGUAAAUGCAUAGAUUUCUUACUUUUUCCAAUGAAAAUUCCUUGAUGGAUAUUUUUGUAAUGCAUAAUAUUUUCACAAGAGCCCAAUUUCACCCUAUUCCCCCCUGAGACCUACGCCCUCAAAUUCCUGUAUGCAGCCAGAUGGUUGCAACAAAUAUAAUAUAAAUAUAAAAAUAUAAAACAGAGGUGUAUAUAUGUCACUGUCAUCUGCAAAGUAUAAUAAUCUCAUGUGGGAUCAUAUCAAUAAAAGUCUUCGACAUGUGGUGUCCUGAUAAACUCUUGGAAUGAAA
This is a messenger RNA of Notolabrus celidotus (New Zealand spotty), 2838 nucleotides long. RefSeq names its product Rho guanine nucleotide exchange factor (GEF) 25b (gene arhgef25b). Gene Ontology annotation, biological process: axon guidance. Gene Ontology annotation, molecular function: guanyl-nucleotide exchange factor activity. Lineage: Eukaryota; Metazoa; Chordata; Actinopteri; Labriformes; Labridae. Gene Ontology annotation, cellular component: plasma membrane; cytoplasm. Bases 292 to 2208 code for a protein of 638 amino acids. The record is from RefSeq and is a predicted model, not a curated record. The transcript is spliced from 15 exons.